Coprinopsis cinerea okayama7#130 is the source of this 4407-nucleotide messenger RNA. RefSeq names its product metal resistance protein YCF1. Gene Ontology annotation, cellular component: membrane. Gene Ontology annotation, molecular function: ATP binding; ATP hydrolysis activity; ABC-type transporter activity. Lineage: Eukaryota; Fungi; Basidiomycota; Agaricomycetes; Agaricales; Psathyrellaceae. Gene Ontology annotation, biological process: transmembrane transport. The transcript has 30 exons. The record is from RefSeq and is a predicted model, not a curated record. Bases 1 to 4407 code for a protein of 1468 amino acids.
AUGGUACCGCCCACAUGCCACGACCCAGAGGGCUGGUGGCCCAUCUCACACAAGAGGGCCUUUGAUCUCACUCCAUGUUUUGAGGAGGGCGGCCUCUUGUCUGCUUUGCUCGCCGUCGUCGUCGUCACCGCCCUCUUGAGGACGCCCCAUUUGGCCACCCGACAGCCAUUAGAACGAUCUAGAAAAAGCUGGUCUCUGCUAUGGGUCAAACUAUCCCCGUCUUCCCAGUCUUAUAUCUUCGAGUCGGUGGCCCUCCUAGCGGCAAUCAUCAUCACCUACUUCAACCAUACUAGAACGAGAACUUCUUCCUCCGUCCUGCUUCUCUUCUGGCCUCUCUACUUCCUUGGGCUUGUCCUCUGGUUCAGGACUGUGGUUCUGACAAAGCUUGCUUUAUUUACGCCAAUUGUCGUGCUCAAGGGAGUUACACUUGCUCUGGGAUUGCUUUCGUUGGUGGUGGAGACAGUGGGGCCUGAGCCGGACGCGAGGGCCGAUGAGAAGGCCCAGGAGGAGAGCCCGGUUGUCACAGCUAAUAUCUAUAGCAUUUGGACGUUCGGGUGGAUGACCCCGUUGAUGAGAAAGGGUGCAUCUACCUACGUAACCGAGAAUGAUCUCCCUCCGCUGUUGGAGAGGGACAAGUCGGUUAACCUUGGUCAUGGUCUUCAAAGGGCCAUGAAGAAGCAUGUCCUUUGGAAGGCCUUGUUCGUUGCAUAUGGAGGACCGUAUGCUGUCGCGGCUGGAUUGAAAGUCAUCCAGGAUUUGCUCGCCUUUGCACAACCUCAAUUUCUCCGCUGGCUGCUGUCAUAUAUUUCGGACUACCAGGGUGCGAGGCUCUUGCCAGACGAUGACCCCCUGCGGCCUAGCAAGUUUGAGGGCUUUGCGAUUGCGGUCAUUAUGUUUGUGGCCUCGGUCAUCCAGACUAUUGCCCUCAACCAGUACUUCCAGAGGACUUAUGAGACUGGGAUGCGCGUGAGGGCCGGGCUGGUGACGGUUAUCUACGAAAAGGCGCUGGUUUUGUCCAAUGAUGAGAGGUCGAGGUCGAGUGGUGAUAUUGUCAACCUCAUGUCGGUCGAUGCCACCCGACUUCAGGACCUGUGCACAUAUGGUCUGAUUGCACUGUCUGGCCCGCUUCAGAUCACACUUGCGUUCAUUUCACUGUACAACCUUCUUGGGUGGUCAGCGUUUGUUGGUGUGGCGAUCAUGAUUCUCUCAGUGCCCCUCAAUACUUUUAUUGCGAGGAUCAUGAAGAGAAUGCAGGAACAGCAAAUGAAGAAUCGCGAUAAAAGGACGAGGUUGAUGAGCGAGCUAUUGGCGAAUAUCAAGAGUAUCAAGCUGUAUGCUUGGGAGAAUACUUUCAUUCGUAGAGUGCUUGAGACGAGGAAUGAGCACGAGCUGAAGAUGCUCAGAAAGAUCGGAAUUGUGACGUCGCUCAACUCGUUGCUGUGGAGCGGUAUCCCGAUCCUGGUCGCGUUUAGCUCGUUUGCGACUGCUGCUCUCACUUCAAGUCAGCCUUUGACUUCUGAUGUCAUCUUCCCUGCCAUGUCGCUUUUCAUGCUAUUGCAGUUCCCUCUCGCCAUGUUCGCUCAAGUAACCUCGAACAUCAUCGAAGCGAUGGUAUCAGUUAGACGAUUGGCAGAUUUCCUGGAAGCUAGGGAACUGCAACCCGAUGCGCGAAAGUUGGUUGAAGAUGCGGCUGUACGGGAAGGGGACGAGGUUCUUUCCAUCAAGGGUGGCGAGUUUAUGUGGACCAGUGAAUCCAUUGAGCCUACCCUGGAGGAUAUCAACCUUUCGGUGAAAAAGGGCGAGUUGGUUGGUGUGUUUGGCCGAGUGGGAGCUGGAAAGACAAGUCUGCUUGCUGCGAUUAUCGGUGACAUGACCAAGCGCGAGGGUGAGGUUGUUAUUCGGGGAACGGUAGCGUAUGCCCCGCAGAAUCCUUGGAUCCUUUCCUCGACUGUGCGGAAUAAUAUCCUGUUCUCGCACGAGUAUGACGAAACCUUUUACAACCUCGUCGUUGAAGCUUGCGCUCUUGGACCGGAUCUGGCUCUGCUGCCCCACGGCGACAUGACUGAAGUGGGAGAAAAGGGUAUCACACUUAGCGGUGGUCAACGCGCUCGAAUUGCGUUGGCUCGUGCGGUCUAUGCCCGAGCUGAUCUCACUCUACUUGACGACUGUCUCGCUGCGGUGGAUAGUCAUGUCGCCCGACAUCUUUUUGGCAAGUUCUGCCACAAUGUUAUUGGGCCCAAUGGUAUCCUCGCCGACAAGGCUCGCGUUUUCGUGACCAACAGCGUCGCUUUCGUUCAUCAAUUCGACCACAUCGCGUUCAUUCGUCGAGGAAUCAUUCUGGAGCAGGGGACGUACACUUCGCUCAUGCAGAAUCCAGAGGCCGAGAUCGCGAAGCUAGUUAAGGGUCAUGGUCGAGGCGAUUCGUCCGGCGCAUCGGGCAGCUCGACGCCUUUCCCUCCCAGUGAACCGGAAACAGCGGUCAUGUCGGAAGAUUCGAGCAAUGGAAAGGUUUCCCCCCCUGCAACCUCGACUAUUCUCACCGAGAAGGUCCGGAGAGAUGCGAGCUUCCCCAAAGCACGUAUCGCCGCUAUUUCAACCCUUCAGGAUAGUGCAUCGCCUGGCCUCACCAAGGAGCAUCAAGAAAAGGGUAGUGUCAAGGUCGAAGUCUACAGGGCCUACAUCCAGGCUGCCUCGAAGAUCGGCUUUUCUCUCUUCCUCUUGGUCACUGUUGGACAACAAGCGGCGUCAGUUUUGGCUACGCUUACCCUUCGGUACUGGGGCGAGCACAACCGUGAAACCGGAAGCAAUGUGGGUAUGCUCAAGUACCUCAUUCUCUACGGCUCCUUCUCGCUUGGAUCGAGUAUUUUCGGAGGGUUGUCGUCGAUGAUCAUGUGGGUAUAUUGUGCACUGAGGAGUGCACGUAUGUUGCACGAUUCGAUGCUGUACUCGUUGAUGCGAGCACCCUUGACGUUCUUCGAGUUGACGCCUGCUGGACGGAUCUUGAAUCUGUUCUCGAGGGAUACUUAUGUCGUCGACCAGAUCCUUGCACGUGUCAUUCAGAGCCUGUGUCGUACAUCGGCUGUCACACUUUCGAUUAUCAUCGUCAUUGGCUUCAGUUUCCCUCCCUUCUUGCUCGUCGUUCCUCCGUUGGCCUGGUUUUACUUGAGGGUGAUGAAGUAUUAUCUGGCCACAUCGCGAGAACUCAAGCGACUCGAUGCGGUCAGCCGGUCACCUAUUUUCGCGUGGUUCUCAGAAUCCCUUGCGGGUCUUUCGACUAUUCGAGCAUUCAACCAGCAGCGAGUCUUUUCGUCCAUCAACCAUAACCGUGUCGACAGAAAUCAAAUAUGCUACCUUCCUAGCAUCUCAGUUAACCGAUGGCUUGCCAUCCGACUCGAAUUUGUCGGUGCUGUCAUUAUCUUUGUCGUCGCUCUCUUAGCCAUGUGGGCUUUGAUUACCACGGGUGUGGAUGCUGGGCUGGUCGGUUUGGUGCUAUCGUACGCCCUGAAUACGACAUCGUCGCUGAAUUGGCUUGUCCGGUCAGCAAGCGAGGUCGAGCAAAACAUCGUCAGCGUCGAGCGUAUCUUGCACCAGACUGACGUAGAGCAUGAGGCGCCGUACGAGGAAUCCGCUGUCACUAUUCCUUCCGGCUGGCCUUCAAAAGGGGGGAUCCGAUUCGAUGGCUACUCUGCACGGUAUCGCGUUGGGUUGGACCUCGUCUUACGGGAUGUUUCCCUAGAUAUUAAACCGCACGAAAAGAUUGGAAUUUGUGGAAGGACUGGGGCUGGAAAGUCAUCGCUUCUUUUGGCGCUUUUCCGCAUCAUCGAGCCUGCGUCUGGUACGAUCUUUAUCGAUGAUGUAGACAUCACCAAGCUAGGCCUUUAUGAACUGCGAUCGGCUAUCUCCAUCGUCCCCCAGACACCGGACUUGUUUGAGGGAACUCUUCGAGAAAAUAUCGAUCCAGUUGGGCAGUACUCUGACCCUGAUAUUUGGUGGGCGCUUGAACAGGCACAUUUGAAGGAGCAUAUCAUGCAGAUACCGGGUCAGUUAGAUGCUGCUGUCAGAGAAGGCGGGUCCUCGCUUUCGAGCGGCCAAAGGCAGCUGCUUUGUUUCGCUCGAGCUCUCUUGCGAAAGACAAAAAUACUGGUUCUCGAUGAGGCAACUUCGGCUGUUGAUCUGGACACCGACAAGGCUAUCCAAGAGAUUAUUCGCGGCCCGGCCUUUAAGACUGUCACUAUCUUGACAAUCGCACAUCGUCUGAACACCAUCAUUGAGUCUGACCGUGUGAUUGUUAUGGAUGCGGGCAAGGUUGCGGAAUUUGAGAGUCCCAAGACUCUGUUGCAAGAUGUGUCGUCGCGGUUCUAUGGGCUAGUGAAGGAAGCAGGUCUCAUUCAGGCUCCAGAACCAUAG